Perca flavescens (yellow perch) is the source of this 987-nucleotide messenger RNA. RefSeq names its product retinol dehydrogenase 1 (gene rdh1). The record is from RefSeq and is a predicted model, not a curated record. Gene Ontology annotation, biological process: steroid metabolic process. The transcript has 5 exons. Gene Ontology annotation, cellular component: intracellular membrane-bounded organelle. NCBI's taxonomy places the organism in Eukaryota, Metazoa, Chordata, Actinopteri, Perciformes, Percidae. Bases 1 to 987 code for a protein of 328 amino acids. Gene Ontology annotation, molecular function: oxidoreductase activity.
AUGGAGGCAAUCCUGUCACACCUGGCCUUAAGCUGUGCUCUACUUCUGUCCACUCUUGCUGUCAUCCGCUGGUACAUCAGAGAUUCCUACAAGGUUGAUGGCUUCAGCCAGAAGCAUGUAUUCAUCACAGGCUGUGACAGCGGCUUUGGGAAUCUGCUGGCCAGGCAGCUGGAUAGAAAAGGCUUCCACGUCAUGGCUGCAUGUCUCACAGAGAAAGGUGCAACAGAUUUGGCAACAGCGGCCUCCCCCAGACUGAAGACUCUCAUGCUGAAUGUUACAGACAGUGCGACUAUCAGGAGGGCGGUGGAGUUUGUGAGCAAAGAAGUCGGAGAGCGAGGUCUGUGGGGUCUGGUGAAUAAUGCCGGCAGGUCCGUCCCCAUCGGUCCAACAGACUGGAUGCAGUUAGAGGAUUUCACAAAGGUUUUAGAUGUGAAUCUGAUUGGAGUUAUUGAGGUGACCCUCCAGUUUCUGCCUCUGCUGAAAAAGGCCCACGGCAGGGUGGUAAAUACGGCCAGUAUUUUGGGCAGACUGUCUCUCACUGGUGGAGGGUACUGCCUGUCCAAAUGGGGAGUGGAAGCCUUCUCCGACAGCCUCAGGAGGGACAUGCAGCACUUUGGCAUCAAAGUGAGCAUUAUUGAGCCGGGUUUCUUCAAGACAGGUGUCACCAGACUAGAUCUUAUUGAAGCUGACCAGAAGAGACUGUGGACCCGUCUCCCUCAAGAUGUCAAAGACUCCUAUGGAGACACAUACUUGGAUGACUAUGUGAAAGCUCAGGAAUUCUCUAUGGGCAUCUUGUGCAGUCCAGAUAUCUCUAAGGUGACCAGGUGUAUGGAGCACGCACUGACCGCUCGCUUCCCACGCACACGUUAUGGCGCAGGCUGGGAUGCCAAGUUUUUUUGGAUUCCUCUGUCCUACCUCCCUUCUUUUGUGUCAGACUUUGUUAUCAAUGCGCUUCUUCCUUUACCUAAGGAUAAAAGACAUGUCUAA